Molecule: messenger RNA, 2820 nt
Organism: Neogale vison (American mink)
Lineage: Eukaryota; Metazoa; Chordata; Mammalia; Carnivora; Mustelidae
Gene: ASPNAT
Product: N-acetyltransferase 8 like
Exons: 3
Coding region: 26-934 (302 amino acids)
Cellular component (GO): mitochondrial membrane
Molecular function (GO): L-aspartate N-acetyltransferase activity
Source: RefSeq, a predicted model, not a curated record
CGCGCUGCGCCGCCCGGCCGGGUGCAUGCAUUGUGGGCCUCCCGACAUGGUCUGCGAGACGAAGAUCGUGGCCGCCGAGGACCAUGAGGCGCUGCCGGGGGCCAAGAAGGACGCGCUGCUCGCCGCCGCCGGCGCCAUGUGGCCCCCGCUGCCCGCCGCACCCGGGCCGGCCGCAGCUCCCGCCGCGCCCCCGCCCGCGCCCGGCCCCCAGCCCCGCGGCGGCGCUGGGGGCGCGGGGCCGCCGGGGGGGCGCGGCGUGUACAUCCGUGAGUUCCGCGCGGCCGAGCAGGAGGCGGCGCGCCGCAUCUUCUACGACGGCAUCAUGGAGCGCAUCCCCAACACGGCCUUCCGCGGCCUGCGGCAGCACCCGCGCACACAGCUGCUCUACGCCCUGCUGGCCGUGCUGUGUUACGCCCUGACCCGCUCACUGCUGCUGACUUGCCUGGUGCCAGCCGGGCUGCUGGGCCUCCGCUACUACUACAGCCGGAAGGUGGUCCUGGCUUACCUGGACUGCGCCCUGCACACAGACAUGGCCGACAUUGAGCAGUACUACAUGAAGCCUCCGGGCUCCUGCUUCUGGGUGGCUGUGCUGGAUGGCAACGUGGUGGGCAUUGUGGCGGCACGGGCCCACGAGGCAGACAACACGGUGGAGCUGCUGCGUAUGUCCGUGGACUCACGUUUCCGUGGCAAGGGCAUCGCCAAGGCGCUGGGCCGCAAGGUGCUGGAGUUCGCGCUCGUUCACAACUACUCGGCGGUGGUUUUGGGCACAACGGCCGUCAAGGUGGCCGCACACAAGCUCUACGAGUCGCUGGGCUUCAGACACAUGGGCUCGAGUGACCACUACGUGUUGCCCGGCAUGACCCUGUCGCUGGCCGAGCGCCUCUUCUUCCAGGUCCGCUACCAUCGCUACCGCCUGCAGCUGCGCGAGGAGUGAGCACUGCCUGCCUGCCCGCCGCCCACCUGCCGCCCGGCCACCCCGUCCGCCCGUGCCCGCCUGCCCACCACCCGGGCCCGCUUGCAGGCACUCCCCUUGGCGUUUGUGGUGGGUGUUUCCUUUCCACCAUCACGCGGUUCUCCGGCUGGCUUUCUGGGGAGCGUGGGGCCGCAGCUCCUGUGUGACAUUCUCGGGACUGGUUGUGUGUAGCCCCGGCCCCACGCCCCUCAGCCCCCAAGCCUGCUGGGGCUGCGUCCUGAAGAGUGACAGCAUGGACCGCCACGGGCCCACGUGGCUGUUCAGCCUGCGCGUGGGGCCCCUCCAGGCCCACCGAGCACAGAGCCUCUGUGGCACGGCCCCCACCCGGCAGAUCCCCGGCCGCCAGCCAGGCUGUGGCCCCAGGAGACCAGACCUACUGGGCUGGCCGGCCAUUGGCCCGCGGGGCACCGAGCUGGCCACGGGCCCCGCUUCGCUCCGUGCAUGCUGAGGACAUGGCCUGGCUGCCGCAUGCCCACGGCCCUCUGCCCCGCCGCCCCCGCUCAGCCUGGGCCGACACCGGGCAGUGCCCCCGCCCAGCCUGCCAGCCAGCCGUGGCCGCCCACCUGCACUUGGGAAGGCUGGCCCUCCUCUCACCACCCCUGCUGCCCCUGCCCCAGCUCUGCUUUGACACCGAGUCACGAGUCACAUUUCUUUCCUUUUGGUCCCUGCCCCUCCCCCACCCGGGCUUCACUGAUGGCAUCAUCAUCCAGGUGUGGUUCCCGCAGCCACCUGUGGCCCAGCCUGGUCAGGGUCUUUCAGGAGAGCAGGGUGGGGGCGCAGUGGUGCGGUCGCCUACCCCCAGGCCCAGCUGGAUGAUGGUGGCCUUUCCCAGACCUCCCUGAGGACUGCUCUGCCUCAAGGCUCAUGGGCUCUGCCCUGUGAAUCUUCCAUAAGCCAGGCCGCUGCCCACACCACCGAGCCCACAGCUUCUCCCAGCCUGAAACCGACCUAUUUUUUAAUAAGUUAUUUAGACAGAAUAGCACUCUGCAUGACUUUAAUUCUUGGGACAAAAUGGUAGUUGAUACCUUAACACGCACGCACACACACACACACACACACACACGUGUGGUCUAGAAUAUGCACUAUUUCUGGCCCAGUUUGGUGGGGGUGGGUGGCCGGGUGAGUAGAGUGUUUCAGAUUUUGAAAUCUGGAGUGAGACCCUAACAUAGCACUCUUUCCCUCAAAGAGCAUUUCUGGUGGAGGCUCUGGGCUGCUCCCGUCCAGCCUCGACUUGUGGGACUGAGGUCAGCAAUGGCGGCAAUUUCCCUGCUGACCCUGGAAGGAGUGAGUGCUGUCCACCUUGGCCAGGAGGCGGGCGUGGCAGCCUGGCUGUGCUCCUGGCCUCUCCUUUCGGGGUGGGCGGUGGCGGUCAGGUGUGGGGUGGCCUGAGUGGGUGGAGGAACGGGGUCGUUGGCAGUGGCCACGUGUCCAGCUUGUGAGCCUGGACCCGGCCGUGGUGGCAGGAGGGCCGUUGGUGCCCACUGAGGCCCCUUUAUUUCGGGAGCUGGGAAAGGGGGGAUGGCAGGCAUUGUGGGCCAUGCAGCUGGGUCCCACGUAGGGACACAGAGGGGACAUUCUCAGGUGCUUCGGGAACAAGCAAAUGUGUGAAGCAAGCCCAGUGUCCCGAGGGGCCUUUCUUGCUGUCUGCAAACGAGAUAUUCGUAGAACAUUGUACAGACCCCGCUCUCCCCUGUACAUUUCUCCCUGGUGGCGUCCGGUCCCUUCUUGGGGACGGGGGUUUUGUAGACUGUACAGAAAUCGGCACCCUAUUUUCUUGCAGCUCUCAGAUUUUGUUAAUCUGGAUUAUACAGACAGACGUAAAGUGUUUUAGCAAAAUGGAAAACAAA